Paramecium sonneborni is the source of this 791-nucleotide messenger RNA. The record is from the annotation of a GenBank genome assembly. NCBI's taxonomy places the organism in Eukaryota, Ciliophora, Oligohymenophorea, Peniculida, Parameciidae.
AUGAUUUUAGAAAGUUAUAGAGAAUCUAAAAAAAAUAUAGCUGAAGAAGAUGGAUAAUUAAGUGAUCAUGAAUCACAUAAAUCUACUCCUCAUAGUCCUGCUAGUGGAUAAACUAAAUAGUCAGUUUAAAGAACAGCUACUAAAAUAGAAGAACAUUCUUAAAUCCCAAAGGAUGCUUUUCAAAAAUAAAAAAGUACAUUCAGAACUCUUUUUGAAAAUACUGAGGAUUAAUAAAAUAGUGAAGUUCUUUAAAAUGAUUCAAGUGUUAGUCCAGCUAAAAGUGAAAAAUUUAGAUCUAUUUUAAACAAAAUCUCUAAUAAUCAAUCCAAAACUUAAUAGUAUCUAUUUAUUUUAUAUUUAGAUUUUAUUAAUAGAUGAUAUAAUCAAGUUAAAAAUUUGUUUUAGAAACUCCAGAUAUUAAAAAAUAUGAAUUACAAGGAGUUUAAUGUUUAUAAUAUCUUCAAGAUACUGAAACAUGUAAAAAAGCUAUUUUAUCUAAUAAAUAAUCUUAAUUAAUAGAUUCUGUUCAAUAAAUGAAUUUGUGUGACGAUUAAUAAGAUCCAAGUGAAUUUGAAAAUGAUGAAGAUAAAGAAGUCUAAUAAAUGUUUAGUUCUAAAGAAAUGAAAAAUUUUAGUGAUCAAAAAUAAAUGACAUAUCCAAGUGAAUCAAGUCAAAAUAAUAGUCAUCUAGAAAUACGAAAAGAUUAAUAUCAAAAAACACUGUUUUGUUCCCCCCAAUUUAAAGAUUAAGAUAUAUUGAAUGUAUCAGAAAGCAGUAGUGAUUCUAAUUGA